UAUUUACUCUAUGGUUUGGAGCGUAUUCCAUAAUGUAAAGUAAGAGUUGUGUUAUUUCUGUUAUGUUUGGAAAUAAUCUUAUUCCCGUUGUUUACUUUUUAAGUAUACAUUAUUGAUGCUGACUAGACAGAAAAACGUAUCACUUUUCUAUUGCAAAGCAAAAUUUUGGCGACAAUAAUUUAAUAUGAUUGAGAUUUUCUGCUUGUAUAUUAAAUCAACUUCGUUUUCGUUUUGAAGUUGGUGUUACUGGGAUGAUCUGCUGUAUUUAUUAAUUUUUUUUUAAUUGAAAUCUUCAACUAAAGAAUACAAAUAAGUGACUAUGGGUCAGAACCAGUCGGGUGGAGGUAGUUCGGGAGGGGAGAAGAGAGAUGACAAGGACAAGAAGAAGAAGUACGAGCCCCCCAUCCCCACUCGAGUGGGGAAGAAGAAACGGAGGACCAAGGGGCCCGAUGCUGCGAUGAAGUUGCCUCAAGUGACCCCACAUACAAGAUGCAGGCUUCGCUUACUGAAACUGGAGCGCAUAAAAGACUACUUGCUAAUGGAAGAAGAAUUCAUCCGUAAUCAGGAAAGACUGAAGCCUCAAGAGGAAAAGAUUGAGGAGGAGAGGUCGAAGGUGGACGACCUGCGUGGGACGCCCAUGUCGGUGGGGACGCUCGAGGAGAUAAUCGACGACAACCACGCCAUCGUGUCGACCUCGGUGGGCAGCGAGCACUACGUCAGUAUUCUGUCCUUCGUGGACAAGGACCAGCUCGAGCCGGGCUGCUCGGUGCUCCUCAACCACAAGGUUCACGCUGUUGUUGGAGUUCUUUCAGAUGACACUGAUCCUAUGGUCACUGUUAUGAAGCUUGAGAAAGCGCCUCAAGAAACCUAUGCUGAUAUAGGAGGUCUGGAUACCCAGAUCCAAGAGAUAAAGGAGUCCGUGGAGCUACCUCUCACGCACCCCGAGUACUACGAGGAGAUGGGAAUCAAGCCUCCGAAGGGGGUGAUCUUGUACGGUCCACCGGGAACAGGGAAAACUCUGCUUGCCAAAGCAGUCGCCAACCAAACCUCUGCCACCUUUCUGCGUGUCGUCGGCUCGGAGCUUAUCCAAAAAUACUUGGGCGAUGGACCGAAGCUGGUUCGAGAGUUGUUUCGCGUGGCAGAGGAGCACGCGCCUUCCAUCGUGUUCAUAGACGAGAUAGACGCCGUCGGCACCAAGCGCUAUGACUCCAACUCCGGCGGCGAGCGGGAGAUCCAGAGGACUAUGCUGGAGCUGCUCAACCAGCUGGACGGCUUCGACUCCAGGGGCGACGUCAAGGUGGUGAUGGCAACAAACAGAAUUGAGACCUUGGAUCCGGCCCUGAUUCGUCCCGGUCGGAUCGACAGGAAGAUUGAGUUCCCUCUUCCUGACGAGAAGACGAAGCGACGGAUAUUCAACAUCCACACCUCGCGCAUGACCCUUGCGGAGGACGUGAACUUGGCAGAGCUCAUCAUGGCCAAGGACGACCUGUCUGGGGCCGACAUAAAGGCCAUCUGCACAGAAGCUGGGCUAAUGGCCUUGCGAGAGCGGAGGAUGAAGGUUACAAAUGAGGAUUUCCGAAAGUCUAAGGAGAGUGUGCUGUACAGGAAGAAAGAAGGAACUCCGGAAGGUCUAUAUUUGUAACAGUUUUGGAAUAUAAUUGAUGGUCUUAGUGUCUGUAUCUGCAGAGAAAAAUUCAUUAAAUAUUGAUUUUUUA
Messenger RNA from Bacillus rossius redtenbacheri, 1715 nucleotides. RefSeq names its product 26S proteasome regulatory subunit 4 (gene Rpt2). NCBI's taxonomy places the organism in Eukaryota, Metazoa, Arthropoda, Insecta, Phasmatodea, Bacillidae. The transcript has 9 exons. Gene Ontology annotation, biological process: proteasome-mediated ubiquitin-dependent protein catabolic process. Gene Ontology annotation, molecular function: ATP hydrolysis activity; ATP binding; proteasome-activating activity. The coding region runs from base 320 to 1642 and encodes 440 amino acids. The record is from RefSeq and is a predicted model, not a curated record. Gene Ontology annotation, cellular component: proteasome regulatory particle, base subcomplex.